Zea mays is the source of this 2664-nucleotide messenger RNA. Its product is annotated as phosphopantothenoylcysteine decarboxylase. Gene Ontology annotation, biological process: coenzyme A biosynthetic process. The transcript is spliced from 3 exons. The record is from RefSeq and is a predicted model, not a curated record. Bases 1636 to 2298 code for a protein of 220 amino acids. Gene Ontology annotation, cellular component: phosphopantothenoylcysteine decarboxylase complex. Gene Ontology annotation, molecular function: phosphopantothenoylcysteine decarboxylase activity; FMN binding. NCBI's taxonomy places the organism in Eukaryota, Viridiplantae, Streptophyta, Magnoliopsida, Poales, Poaceae.
UAGGCCAAGGAGUGAAUAAGGCAGAGCAGUUCCAGUUUAUAAAGCCUACCGACGUCAGCAGUGACGGCCGCGCCGGUGUUGGUGGGUUCCUGCGACUUGGAUGGUGAGGCGCCGCCUCUCCUCCUCGGAUCCACUUCCACGGAUGAUCUGGUCCUGCACGUCAAUACAGACGAUAUGUUUCCCCCAAAUCUAAGGCGUCGCCAGCCCUGGCAAAGCGCUUGCCGCUGCUCCCCUCUUCCGUUUCCAGCGCCGCCGCCCUCCUUCCGGUUCCUGUUCUCCAGCACCGCCGUUGAACCUCCUCCCCUCUCCCUCGUGCUUCCCUCUCUCAUCCUCUCUGCCGCUUCCCCGCUCUCCCCAAACUACUCUGUGCCCCGUCAGAUCGACCUGGACUUUGGCGGCAGCUACUUCUAGAACGCGGCGGCACGGCAGCAAGCCAGCAAGGAGAACGCGGCGGCACGGGCGUGCUGCUACUUCUGCUUCCUCUCCGACGCUUGCUGGUGAGAGAAACCUCCCAAUCUCUCUUGCUCGCUCUUUCUCUCUCACUCCCGCCGUUCCCCCAUCGAUCUCCAACUUCCUCCCGCUCCCGGUCCGUAUAGCGCCCGCCACAAGCGAUUCGACGUGAUUCUGACGCCAAAGCAACGUUUUUUGUCCAACUUCCUCCCGCUCCCGGUCCGUAUAGCGCCCGCCACAAGCGAUUUGACUUGAUUCUGACGCCAAAGCAACGUUUUUUGUACGUCUCAUUCGCAAGGCAGUCAGGUAGACGCCAUACACAUCUAAACAGAGUGAAUGCGUUUUACUUUUUCUAAUGAUUGAACUCAUGCCCACCAAUUUUGUCCAGCCCUAAGAUUACCAAUAUGCCAAAUUUAUUGUUUUUUGAACAAAACUACAGUAGGAGAUCACUUCGUAGUUCGUUGCCCCAUGGUAUGUAGUGAGUUUAUGUAACUAUGAAAUGGCAUUGAUCGGUUAUGAUCAUGUUCUGACUUCUGAUAUCCUCACGCCUCUAUCAAUUGGGCAGUCUCAUCUUUAAGGUUUGGUCUUGAGGGACAUAAACAUUAACUGUAUUUCAUUUUGCUGAUUUACUAUGAGCAGAUGGGUGCAGUAAUAUUUUGUAAUUCUCUAUAUUUAUAUAAGUAUAACCUGUGUUCAAAAUCCCCAUCAGAAGUUGAGGACGUAUUGGAUGUAUUAUGUCAAUAUUCAUAGCAUAGACUUUUGUGGAAAUAUUACACUUGUGGUGCUAGAACCCUGGUCCUUAUAUUUAUGUAUAGCCUCUGGUCGUUAGAUAAGAGGAGACAGGAGACAAUAUGUGCAUGUAUUUUUAAUUUGCAGGAGCAUUCAGAUUUUUAAGUCCCAGUGGUUAUUAAGCGUCGUUUAAACGACGUUUAAACGCUAAAACGUGAUUAGGAGUUAAAGCGUCCGUACGUUUUAAACGUCGAAACGCGCGUUCUGGACGUUUUACUCGUUGUACGAACGUUUUGUGCGUCUAUAAGUGGUUGGGCCUUAAUGGGCCUUUCACCAGCAAGCUUGCUCCAGCCGCCAAACUAAACUGCCAGACGCACAGCCGCGGAGCCGCCAGAGACAGACGCUGCCGCCGUCGGCCGUCCUCCGCCCUCCAGUUGAGCGGUUCAAGCAGAGCUGAUGGCUACAUCAGAGCCAGUACAAGAGAGUUUGGUGGUGCACUACUCACAACCUAGUAGGCCCCGGGUCCUCCUUGCUGCUUCAGGAAGUGUAGCCGCUAUAAAAUUUGAGAGCCUUUGCCGUAGCUUCUCUGAGUGGGCGGAUGUCCGAGCUGUGGCCACCACGCCAUCCUUGCACUUCGUUGAUAGAUCAUCUCUACCAAGUGGCAUCGUUCUUUACACUGAUGACGAUGAAUGGUCUACCUGGAAGAAGAUAGGAGAUGAAGUCUUACACAUCGAGCUGCGGAAAUGGGCAGACGUUAUGGUGAUCGCUCCAUUGUCAGCAAAUACCCUGGCUAAGAUCGCCGGUGGGUUAUGCGACAACCUCUUGACCUGCAUCGUGAGAGCGUGGGACUACAGCAAACCGCUCUUUGUUGCCCCAGCCAUGAACACGUUAAUGUGGAACAACCCAUUCACGGAGCGGCAUCUUCACACAAUCAACCAACUGGGCAUAGCCUUGAUCCCCCCAGUUACCAAAAGGCUGGCCUGUGGCGAUUACGGGAACGGCGCAAUGGCCGAAACCUCGCAGAUCCAUACUUCCGUGAGGCUCGCGUGCAAGACGCAACCGCACGAUGCGAGCAGUUCACUCGCGGGUCCUGUCAGUAAUAACCGGCCAUCUAGCUGAUGCAGCAGUUGGCCACUUGAUUGUCAAGCUUAGGAAUUUGUUUUAUAUGCAGUGUGCAUCUGGAGUGUUGUAACAGAUUUUUUUUCCAACUAGUGUUUGUGUGUAUUGAAAUUGGGGGGGAAAGGCUGUUGUCACAGGAUAACAAUAACUUCCUCCCUGCUCAGUAAUUAUGAGUCUAUUCAGUUUGUAAUUGUCGGUGGGAGUACAAUUAUGCUACAAUAUUGUUUGUUUGUGUGUGUGUGGGAGUUGGGGAGUGCUGCUGCCACAGAGAUAGCUUCCUCCCUGCCCAGCCAGUAAUGAUAGUGAUUAUUCAGUUUGUAGUUGUCAGUGGAAGUGUCCAGCAAACUUUUCUACUACCCUUUGAUA